UUUAUGGAGAGCAGCGCUAACAAUUAUUUACUGUUUUUGUGUUAUUUGUUGUAAGACGCGCGCGCGCGCGUUGUAAAUAUUGUUGGCGUUGUGAGGAAGAAUAAAAUGUAUUAAAUUGUGCAUAAAUGGAAUAGCGGGCAAAUGUGACUUAAUAAAGAAGAUAACGGUACGUGAAUAUUGAAACGCAACAACUAGAACUAGAGAAGCAACUGCAUUGGAGGGGAAUAAUAAGAAGAAGAAUCAUAAAUAGCAGAAGACGAAUAAUACGAAGAAGACUAAAUUAACAAGAAAGCUCGCCAAUAAUGUGCGGCGCCGCGGGCAAUUGCAGAUAAAUUCGAAACUGAACGCUGAACCAGAAGCUUGCAAGCUCGGACGCUGUUGAGCCACAAUACGGCCAAAGGCAAUUCCGCCCAGUACUGAGCCCAAAAUCACAGCACGCGCCGCAUCAUGACUUUCUACUGGUGGUCCCAUUGGUUCUGGAUAACCUGGCUAGGCGUGCAUCUCAUGCCUAAUGCCAUCACACAUGUGCACACAUAUCCCAGUCAAGAGAUUACAUUAGAGUUAGCCAAAAGACAGGAGUUUCAAGAGCAACAGCGGGAGAUAGCAGCGCAGGCGCAGCUGCCGACUCGUCUGACCACAAAGCUGUACCAAACGACAUCGAGUCUGGCAUGGUCAACGGCCACGCCCCCGCUAAGUAACGUCAUGGACUUGACACUGAAGCCUGCAGGCGAGGCAGCAGCCACGCCCACCUACACAAGUGAGCUUCUAACUGACGUGGACGAGGUGGAGGGCAACGAAUCGGAUGAGAUGAUGACGACUGCAACAGCCGUAGAUGAUGGGAGAAUUGAAGAUAACGAAGAAGAUAAUGAAGACAUCGAUGAGCUCGACACGGAUGCAGAUCCCGAUGUCCAGCUCUCACAUAAUCAAUACGAGUUCAAGCGCUCGGCAAAUUUUGCGGCCGAUGCGGGUGCAACGCUGCCCUCCGAGCAUUUGAACAACUAUACGAAUUUUAGCAGCAUAACAAGUACAAAUAGCAGCAGUAUCAAUAAAAAUAAUACCAGCGGGUAUAGCCAUGACAACAAGAGUGGAGCGAGGAACAACACAUCCCAAGAGGAACCCACAGCUGCCCCAAGCAACAUUAGCAGCAGCUCGAGUCCAAUAACAAAGGCAACAACAGCGGCAGCUGGAGAAGCCACAAGCUCGUCCGCAGCUCCACACCCUAUCCAUACCACAAGCAGCGUCACUUCGCUGCCUCUGUCCAGCACCACAACAGUAUUGGGUGGCUCCGGCGUAGCGGCGACACCGUCCACGCCCAAAAUAAAUACCGAAUGGCUGCCGCUCGCUGGACGAGUUGCUGAUCUUGAUGCUGAGGAUGGGGAGUUGCAGAAGGUUCCAUUCACGCUGGAGAAUGCCAACAAGGAGGAUGAGUUGCGACGCGCCGAGAACGAGCAUCGAUCGCGCAAAUCCAAGGAGCUAUCGGCGGAAUAUAAGCACAUCAAUCGCUAUAUAAACUUCUCCAGCGAUUCGAAGAGUCUGUUGACGCGCUCCGCUUCUGCAGCCCCCAAUGCCGCGGCCUAUGAUGCAGACGAGAGUAAUAUUUCGUCCGAGGCGCUGGCCAUUCAGCGCACCUAUUUUCUGGAUGCGGGCGCAAUAUCCGCCAUUUGCUUUACAGUCUUCGGCAUUUGCUGUGCAGUGGGUACCAUUGGCAUUGUCCUAUAUAGGCGUCGCUAUCUGAACAAACCACAGGCCCUCAGCGAGCCAGACUCCAGUGUCUAUAUUGAUGAUAGCACCAUGCGUGUAAGUGAUAACUCUGAUGAGAUGUAUAGCCUGGAUAAUGACUCGUUUCUCAACUCACUGGAGGCAAUGACAAUACAGAACUAUUGGACGGACACUGUGAAACAUACAAAGCUUUAAUUUCGAGCCUCUGCCGCAUUCUCUCUAUAAUUCUCUCAAGUCUUAAGUCUCAGACUCCUGCCCCCACGAUGGAGCGCACAUAAUCAUUAAGUAUUAGGCAUUUAAGGCAACUACAACACACUGUAUGUAUUAACUAAAUGAUAGACAUACAUACAUACUCGCAUGUAUGUAUUGUAUUUGAGGAAAA
Messenger RNA from Scaptodrosophila lebanonensis, 2101 nucleotides. Its product is annotated as putative GPI-anchored protein pfl2. The transcript has 8 exons. NCBI's taxonomy places the organism in Eukaryota, Metazoa, Arthropoda, Insecta, Diptera, Drosophilidae. The coding region runs from base 448 to 1914 and encodes 488 amino acids. The record is from RefSeq and is a predicted model, not a curated record.